Adineta steineri is the source of this 2448-nucleotide messenger RNA. Lineage: Eukaryota; Metazoa; Rotifera; Eurotatoria; Adinetida; Adinetidae. The record is from the annotation of a GenBank genome assembly.
AUGACUCAAUCGUUGAGUAAUAUGAAAACUGAACAUAAUUUGGAUUCAUCAACCACACCAUCAUUCUAUCGAUGCAAAAAUACAUCUGAUCGCGUGUCAUUGCGUCGAGUCAAUGAUGGUUAUAUCGAUUGUCUUUAUGGUGAUGAUGAGAGAAAUCCCGAUUAUCCAAUGACUCAAUUGUUUCGUUAUCAAUGUCAAACUGUCACAUCCCCGUCUCAAUAUGUCACCUAUGCUAAAUUAGGUGAUGGUGUCGAUGACUGCGCCGACGGCAGUGAUGAAGUAUCCAAAGAGAUACGUUGGUCAACCUUCAAAUGUGAUGCAAGUGAUAAUUAUGCGUGUUGGGCUUUUCAAGGCGAUCAGUUCGGAGAGAAUCGUCUAAAAGACGCUCGACUUCAUUUUCAUCGUUAUUGUGAUUCGAUCUGGGAUGUAAUGGAUGGUCGAGACGAAAAGAACUGCUCAGAUUGGAUAUGCGACUCUGAUUUGUACAAGUGCAAUCGAACAGGACAAUGCAUCGAGCGAAAAUAUUUUUGUGAUGGUGAAUUCGACUGUGAUGAUGGUGAAGAUGAAGUAAAUUGUUCUUUACCAUGGAUACCAUGGAAUCUCGAAGUAAAAUGCAACAAGAGCACUGAAUUUUUCUGCAUCACUGAUGACUAUGUGAAGAAUCAAAGUUUGAAUCGUUCUUGUAUUCACCGAAGUCGAGUGGGUGACGAGCAUAUUGAUUGUAUUGGAGCUCGUGAUGAACGUAAUGUUGCAUCGUGUCCUGAUCAUCGGAUGGUUGGUGAUCGGUUCUUAUGCGAUAAUGGGAGGAAGUGCAUUGAUUAUAUGGCAGUAUGCAAUGGAAUCAAAGACUGUGUGGACGAAACUGAUGAGUCAAUUUGCUAUUGGAAUACUGGCUAUUGUCCUGCUGGCCAGUUUUCUUGUGCGGACCAAAAAGGUUGCAAGAGAACGAGGUGUACAGCAGAAAUAACAUGCAACGAUAAGUCCCAUCGUUUCUGGUGUCCGAAUUCACCCAGUGAAAAUUAUGUCUAUCGCUCGAGUAAGGAUAGAUCAGUAAUUGAUAAUAAAAAAAGAUGUUACAAUCAAUUGGAAUCCCAAACCAAACUUACAAUCGCAUCGUCAUCCUCAAAUCGUCAAGUCAAAGCAUUAGCUGACCCAUACUUCUACUGUAAUCGAGGAUUUUAUUUGCAAGCAGCCACCAGCUCCGAAUUCCUCUGCUUUUGUCCGCCGACUUUUUACGGCGAUCGUUGUCAAUACAACAGUCGACGAAUAAGCAUUUUGGUUCGUUUCGAUCGAGGGCAUCGUCCUGAUCUUUCAUUUAUUUUGAACGUUCUUGUCACACUUGUUCUAAACGGAAGCACAGUAGUCGAUCAUCGAUUUUUUCUUGAUGAAGCCAAAGAAUACUCAUCAAAGUCUUUGACCUAUUUAAUCUAUCCUCGUCCGAAACCCCUGGGUAUUUAUUCUGUUCGAAUUGAGACCUAUAAUUCUACAAAACUAAUCCAUUUCUGGGAAUAUCCUGUCAGUCCACUGGACUUUUUGCCUGUGCUGCGUAUUGCCAAAGUACUUCGAUUUCCUACUCGUUCAUUUCCCUGGUUUUGUUCACACAAUUAUUGUGAAAACAAUGGAACCUGCCAUCAACGAGAGGACAACCGAUUUCUCUGCAUUUGUGUAUACGGUUGGAAAGGUAAACUGUGCGAGAUGAGAACUGAGCACAUUCAUUGUGCAUCACAUUCACUGGCACGAACAGAAACUAUCUGUGUUUGUCCGCAAGGCUACCUCGAACCUUACUGUUACGUUCAGAAUCAACAAUGUCAACAACACAACUGUGAACGAAAUAAAACUUGCAUUCCACGAUCACAUCCUCCUAUCUAUGGAUAUACUUGUAUCUGUAACACAUCUAAAUGUGAUAUUAACAGAGCAGUAAUUAGUCUUCAUCGACAAGAGUCAAAUCAAUCACCAUUUCUUUUACAACUACUCCAGCUUACAGGAGACUAUCCGACGAUUCGUCAACAAAUUCUCGUUCAGCCACUAACCUCGUUUCCAUUGAUUCAAACGAUUAAAACUCGUGAUGGUACCUAUGAAAUUGGAGAACAACCUGAAAUCGGAUUACUCUUUACUUUUGAAUCAAACGCACAUUCAAUCGAGAGUACAUUAUAUUUGCUCUUUAUCAAUUGUUCUAAUGCUAUGCGAAACUUUUCCGUUGAUCUUGACCAACAACUAAAUAAAUGUCAUGUUUUACCCGAAAAUCAAAAACAUGCUGUCGCCUUGUUUGGCAAUUUUUGCCAAAGUUUUACCUAUGGUACUUGCUUUAUAUCUGAUGGAUAUCUCUGUUAUUGUGGUUAUCCGAAUAAAAAUCAUAGUAAUUGUCUUUCUUAUCAACGACGAUACACGUGGUAUGCAAGAGUCUGCCCAUGCUCAUGUCCACUUUCUACUAUGUCACUUUGUGGUUAA